AGCUCAGAGGGGUGAACAAUCUGCGUGUGUUUUAUGGACAUUUCCCAAAUCACCUGAGAAUAUUUAUAAAGUAGCUAAAUAACAAUUUUUCCUGACUUCUUGUGCUAGAAACCCUCUUUAUACUGUUUAGACGGAACCUUUUAUAUGCGGAACUAAAGGGCAGGCGUUUCGGUUCCCCCCCGGAAGCCUAUUUGAACGGAGACAGAUGGGGAAUGAAUUCCCGAAAGGACGCUCAGCACGGGCAAAGCAUAGUGUGUGAAGUCGCUGGAGUAACGCGGUAAUCCGGUUCAGCCUCGCCAUGGAGGAGGCACCUAAGGGAACUUUUGAAGAUGAGCUGGAAUGGUGCAUCCAACAACUGGAGAAAGGACUUCUGAGGCGGAAUCCCACCCCAAAACAAGUAUCGGAAGCUCAGCGUGUCCUCCAGGUCCUGCGCUCUCGGAAAGCUCCCUUUGUAAAGAAGCGUCAGAUGAUGAAUCAAGUGUUCGGAAACUACCGUUUAAAAAUGGCCGAAGAGCGAAAAGCUGAAGAAAAAGCAGCUACCAACUCCUCCGAUGCUCAGAUCCAAGAAGGUGCCUCUCAGGAUUCUCACAGCGUUUCCUAUAGGAAGUGUUCGAAGGACACGCCAGGCGGCUCCGGGAGCUGGUUCCCAGCAUCUAAUAAUUCCUUCAAGUUCAACUUCUGUCCAGAUGAGAAGGUUCCAAGCACCGACGGUGGGUCUGUGGACUCUGAGAAAAACCCUAAUGAACUUAUCAAAGCUAACGAUGUUGAACAGGGACGUGUCAUGGAUUCGGGUGAAAAGUCUGGAUUCUCCUUCAACUUCCAGAUACCCUGUGAUAUGGAAGCACCAUCGCAGAGCUCAGACUGUCAGGGUCGGGGCUGUGUUCAGGAGACCUCUGGGCCGCUCGCCGUUGGGUCAUCAUCUCCAGAGGAGACACAAACGGUGUCUGAACCAGAAAGAUCUCAGCAAAGCGAUAAAAAAUCAGAAGUUCCAACAAAGACUUUAACUCAGGAUGUGUCCGAGAAGAUUCCUGGAGACUCUCCCAAGAAGAAAAAGAAGAAAGCCUCUCGCGGGAAGGGCCCGACUGGAGGAGGAGGACCGAAAGACAAUAAUAAAGCAGCAGGGACUCAAAGCGAGACCGUGAAAAAUGUACCCCCCCGAGAUGAAUCUCAAACGGCAGAGGAGGAGCUGCGGAGGGAGCUGGACUGGUGCAUCGAGCAGCUGGAAAUAGGGCUACAAAGGCAAAAAUCUACACCGAAACAGGUGGAAGAAGCCACGCGCGCCAUCAAGACCCUGCGAAGCGAGAAGGCGGCGUUGGUUAAGAAGCGCCAGGUCAUGCGGGCGAUGUUUGGGGAUUACAGGAGCAAGAUGGAGCAGGAGAAACAGAAGCAGCUGAGGUUAAUGCAGAUCGCGGCGCAGUCUGCUCGGGUCAGCGAAGUGACCGGCGUUGCGAGGCGAAAGAGCAGCAAAGUCUUCAGGCGGAGCAUCAAUAAAACUCUCCGUACCCCAAGAGCGCAUCACGCCGGCAGCCCAGCUCCCCGCGUCUCCAAUUCAGAGCCCGCGGACCCCGGAACGCCAAGUCAACGAGUGUUUGUACUCGCACUGUUGAAUGAGCCUUUCUGCUUUAAUUUUCAAGUAUAAAACGUAUCCCUCUACUUAAGUCUAGUUCUACAUAUUUAAAUGUUCAGAGCGGAUAUUUAAUAAUAAUGCACUUCAACUCAUGAGGCUAAAGAGGUGUCUUUAACCUGCAAAGUGCCUUUUUAUUUGGAUUCGGUGACCCCCUGUAAAAAGAUUUGUGUUUAUUAGAGAGAAAAAAAGUAAUUUUCUUUGGUUUUUAUUUCUUUGUCUUUUGUUUUGUUUUUUUUAUGUAAAAAACAAAAGGUAAUUAUGUUUUAUCAGGAACUAUCAGAGGAUGUUGCUGGGACAUUGUCAAUAAAAUAAACUAUAAAAAAACAAAA
Molecule: messenger RNA, 1956 nt
Organism: Spea bombifrons (plains spadefoot toad)
Lineage: Eukaryota; Metazoa; Chordata; Amphibia; Anura; Pelobatidae
Gene: C7H8orf33
Product: chromosome 7 C8orf33 homolog
Exons: 8
Coding region: 299-1639 (446 amino acids)
Source: RefSeq, a predicted model, not a curated record